Molecule: messenger RNA, 813 nt
Organism: Ostreobium quekettii
Lineage: Eukaryota; Viridiplantae; Chlorophyta; Ulvophyceae; Bryopsidales; Ostreobiaceae
Source: the annotation of a GenBank genome assembly
AUGGCUGCUUCGAGCGCUGGGCCGCCCGCCCGAUCCCCGCCUGCUCACCGCAGCGUCCGAUUCAAAAAUCGCAGCGGCGAGAGUCUCGCCGGCAUCCUGGUCGAUCCCGGGUCGCCAAUCGCCGUUGUCCUCGCCCACGGCUUCACGUUAUCAAAGGAUUGGAUCCACUAUCCCGUGCUGGCGGAGAGGCUGGCCGAUCGGUCGGUGGGCAGCUUUAGGUUUGAUUUUUCGGGCCACGGCGAGAGCGAGGGGAGAUUUGAAUAUGGGAAUUUUUGGAAGGCGGUGGGGGAUGUGAGGGCUGCGGUGGAGUGGCUGCGGGAGGAGGUGGAGAAGAGGGUUGUCGGUCUGAUCGGUCACAGCAAGGGUGGAAUUGUCGCAGUGCUGUACGCCUCAGAGUUCGAUGACAUUCCAUCGGUGGUCAACAUUUCCGGCAGUUUUGACUUGAAGAGCAGUGUCGCUGAGCGCUUUGGGCCAGAUAUCUUUGAGCGGUUGGAGGAAUGCAAUGAACUGGAGAUCAUGCACAAGAAUGAAGAUGGGAAAGUUCAAUUCAAAUGCAUCCUGACAAAACAGAGCAUGGAUGAGCGCAUGAGCAUGGACAUGGACGCCGCCGCGCGGCGUAUCCAGCGCACCAACGUGCUCACGAUCCAUGGCUCGGCCGACGCCAUAAUCCCCGUGGCUGAGGCGCACAAGUUUUCGGCCAUUCGGUCCCACGACGUGGUCAUCAUCGACGGGGCAGACCACAACUUCAGCAACCUGGAGCACGGGGCGGCUUUGGUGGACAAACUUGUGGAGUUCUUGAUGCGGGGUGCGUGA